Molecule: messenger RNA, 1047 nt
Organism: Trichomonas vaginalis G3
Lineage: Eukaryota; Parabasalia; Trichomonadida; Trichomonadidae
Product: protein serine/threonine kinase protein
Exons: 1
Coding region: 1-1047 (348 amino acids)
Biological process (GO): protein phosphorylation
Molecular function (GO): ATP binding; protein kinase activity
Source: RefSeq, a predicted model, not a curated record
AUGGAUUUUAAGACAUUCCAGCCAUUUAUUUACAACCAAUAUUUGUUCAAGAAAGUCAUAGGCAGAGGCACAUACUCCGUUGUGUUCGAAGUCGAGAGUAUUCAAUACUGCAAAACAUUUGCAGCAAAAGUUACAUCAGUCGAUCCAUCUCAGAUCGUGUCGAGAGAAAAAGUCGUUGAUACAGAAUUGCGAGCUCUUAUUUCAUUGGAUGAUCCAGGUAUUAUUCGAAUUUAUAAUUACUUUUUCAUGGAAAAUUGCUUAGUCAUGAUUCUUGAAAAUUGUCCAUCAGGAACAUUACAGGAACUAGUUCAAACAUUUCCAUUAUCAGAAAAGCGCGUAUUCGACAUCCUUUCCGUAUUAGUUAAAACCGUAAGUUAUUGUCACGCAAAUUACGUUGCUCAUCGCGAUAUUAAGCCAUCAAAUAUAUUCCUCGAUGAUUACGGCCGUCCAAAAAUUGGAGAUUUCGGUCUCUCCUCGAUACUAUCGGCGAAAGCAGUCGUUUCAGACAAAUGCGGAUCUACGAUAUUUGCUGCCCCGGAGAUAUUUUCUAACGCCCCAUAUAAUCCUUUUGCUGCAGAUGUCUUCGCUUUGGGAGUUACGUUUUAUUUUUGCGUAACAGGAAGUUUGCCGUGGUCAUCCGACGUCGUUUCGAAAGAUGAUAUAGAUCAGGUGUCAUUUCCUUCGAGAGUUAAUCCAAAAUUGAUAUAUUUGAUACGUAAUAUGAUUCAAUACGAACCUAACCUUCGUCCUACCAUGGAUGAAGUCGCAAGGGACGAAUACUUCAUGGAAGGAUUCGAGUCGUCAAAAUUAGUGCCAAAAACAGUUCCUCAUUCGGCUUCUAUUACAGGAAGCUUAAAUCAAGCCGGACAGAAAGAUAUACAUCACCAAUUACAAAAAUUCCAAGGUUCCGUUUCAACUGUAAGCGCAAGACCAAGAUUUCAAAUAUUACAUCAGCGCAGACUCGCAAAACGCUGUAACUCUAUGUUUGACAAAGAUCUCCCGAAUAUAUACGGUACAACUACUAAUUUACCUAAUAUAAUCAAAUAA